AUGUCGUUCGUACGUUCUGUCAUUCCGGAGUUUGAGGCGGCUAAUCAGAAAUAUGCGGCGUCUUUCACCAAGGGGGAUCUACCCCUCCCUCCAGGCCGAAAAGUGGCGAUCGUAGCAUGCAUGGAUGCUCGGCUUGAUCCGGCAAGAGUCCUUGGACUGGAAGAGGGUGACGCUCAUGUGAUCCGAAACGCAGGAGGUCGGACGGUUGAUGGCCUCCGUUCGCUUGUCAUCUCCCAGCAGCUUUUGGGCACACGAGAAAUUGUCAUCAUCCACCACACCGAUUGCGGCAUGCUCACUUUCACGGACACAGAGCUCAAAUCUAAGAUUCGCAAUGAGCUGAGUGAAAAUGCAGACCAUAUUGCAUUUUUGCCAUUCCAUGACUUGAGGCAAAGCGUCCUAGAUGAUAUUGAGGUCAUCAAGAAGAGUCCCCUUGUUUUGGAUGUCCCCAUCACAGGCUACAUCUAUGAUGUUAAGACAGGCAAGCUGGAAAAGGUACAGACAUGA
Molecule: messenger RNA, 504 nt
Organism: Clonostachys rhizophaga
Lineage: Eukaryota; Fungi; Ascomycota; Sordariomycetes; Hypocreales; Bionectriaceae
Source: the annotation of a GenBank genome assembly